GAGUUCCUCGCGGAAGUGACGGCAAAGCGGUGAUGGCGGCUCGCAGUUUCAUUCCGGAUUUCCACUGGACUACAAACUGAUUUUAACCGGACCCGGUUCGGCUUUGGGGAACUUUUGCUACACUGCCUCUCUUCGGACGCCACACAGACUGAAGUCGCCUUAAACCGGUGCUUGUCAACGAGCGGCCCCACAGUUUUUGGGGGUAUUUUUGUCCAAGGUUCAAGGUGGUCACCCUGUCGAGCUAACGGUAGCUUGGUGGCUACUAGCUAACGGCAGUUAGUACACCUACAGCUAGCUUGUCAACGAGCUGCGUGCUAAGGUCCAUACAGCAGCAGUCGUCGAGCAGUGGCUUUUUUGACCACAUUCACGUUUGUCUGUCACUGUUACGAUGCGAAUGCAUUAAUUUUAAUGCUAAUUGUGCCACAAGUGUGCAGAGCGAGGUACUCACACGGUUGCUUGGCCUCUUGUUAAUUUGAAUUCCUAGUUUGGCGGCUGUUGCUAAAGACGGAAUUUGAGUCUGUAGCAAGCGAGUCUCCUCAGUAAUUACCCCUGCAACUUGCGUCAAAGGGGUGCUAUCAACAGAGAAUUGAAGUUGAGUUGCUGUGGGGUCUUUGCGUGCUCGUCAACAUGCUGAAGACCCGGCAGUGUUUACUUGGCAUUCGCACUUUUCUCGGCGUAACGUCCAGAAUAUGGGGCUUCAUCAUGUACAUCCUCAGGAAGCACCUACGAACGAUAAUACAGUAUCAGACGGUGCGAUACGACACUUUGCCUCUGUCACCCAUCUCCAGAAACAGACUCAAUGCAGUAAAGCGGAAGAUUCUAGUUCUGGAUCUGGAUGAGACACUGAUCCACUCUCACCAUGACGGGGUCCUAAGGCCCACAGUGAGGCCUGGCACACCACCAGACUUCAUCCUUAAAGUUGUCAUUGAUAAGCACCCAGUCAGAUUCUUCGUACAUAAAAGGCCACAUGUGGACUUCUUUUUAGAAGUGGUGAGCCAGUGGUAUGAGCUAGUGGUUUUCACAGCCAGUAUGGAGAUCUAUGGCUCAGCAGUGGCAGACAAGCUGGACAACAACAGGAACAUUCUGAAACGCCGAUACUACAGACAGCACUGUACAUUGGAUCUAGGUAGUUAUAUUAAAGAUCUGUCUGUAGUACACGAUGACCUGUCCAGUAUUGUUAUCCUGGACAACUCACCUGGUGCUUAUCGUAGCCAUCCAGACAAUGCAAUACCCAUCAAGUCCUGGUUCAGCGACCCUAGUGACACAGCACUUCUUAACUUGCUGCCUAUGCUGGAUGCACUAAGGUUCACUGCUGAUGUCCGCUCCGUCCUCAGUCGAAACCUCCACCAGCACCGACUCUGGUGAUUGGCUGAAUUGAGAGGAACGGGGCUUGUUGAUCAGCCUUUUCCUCUCAGCCAGCUUCCAUCCUGCCCUCCAUUCCCACCCAGACGACCCACCAGCCCUCUCUGAGCCUCUCAGACGUGUCCUGAGGAGAUGAGGGUUGGGGUGACCGCCUAACAUGGGAUGAACAGUACGGGAUCACCAGAACCCAGAAAGUACUGGGGAGGGAGAGGGAGCCAGCUUGUUUUUUGUUUUGUUUUGGUUUUUUUUGUUUGUUUUUUCCUUCUUGAGUCUUUAUUUGUAUUUUUUUCGAAAACAAAAUGGAGCCUCUCUGCCUUAUCGCUCCUGAUACUGACUGUGUAUGUAUGGAGGUGAGCUUGUGUACAUGAGUCGGAGUAUGCUCGCUGAGUUCAUUUGUCCUUUUUAAACUUUUUUGAAGAUUGGAUUGUGGGAAAGAGGAGGAUCAGCAAAGCAACAAAGACAAAUUCUGCAUUAUUUCUUCUUCUCCAUUGCCACCAGACAUUGCACUUCAGCGGACAACUUUAGUAAUUUACGGUCUUAGCCUCUCGGAGCAACACAGUAGGGGAAACUAGAAAAUCGCCCCUUUUUAGAUCAACUUCAUACCCAAGCGGUGAUUCAUUGAUUCCUGAGGUACGUUUUCUUUUCCCCAGCACGAAUGGAUCAAUAUACAUGAUGUAAUUGAUGGACCUUUGCUUGCAACAUACCAUCUACAGGCAUUUUUCUGGACAGAUCUUUUUUUUCCAGCCAGAACCAUCACUUUUUCCCAAAAACCCUUAAUGGGACUCAGUGAUAAAGACUUGACUUCAAAGUUUUGAGAAAAAAAGAAUGGCUUGUAACGACAUGUGGAUUGCCGUGCCGCCUUUCCAUAUCUGAUUGUUUCUUUGUUACCAUAAUAUAAGAUAAUAUGACUUCUGCAUACCAUGGCAUUUUGCUUUCCCUUUGCCAUUUGAUGCCAUCCUGAUUUCAUCUAAUAGGAAUUGCACUUAAUUUUUCCUCCUUCUGUUUUUUGUUGCAGUCGGUUUUGUAUUUGAUUCAAAUUUGCAGCAUUCCCCCUUUUUUGUUUCUACCCACUCCCCUCACUGUAUGGGUUCAACUAUUAGACCCUUCAUCUUUAAAUGCCUUCUGAACAAUGUCAGUCUUGUCAAGGCUCACAGCGGCUUCUUAUUGGCUCUGUCUCCAGGUCUGUGUUACUAAUAAAACACUCGUCAGUAUCGA
This is a messenger RNA of Amphiprion ocellaris (clown anemonefish), 2577 nucleotides long. It is a transcript of the gene ctdnep1a, whose product is annotated as CTD nuclear envelope phosphatase 1a. The record is from RefSeq and is a predicted model, not a curated record. Lineage: Eukaryota; Metazoa; Chordata; Actinopteri; Pomacentridae. Bases 628 to 1365 code for a protein of 245 amino acids. The transcript is spliced from 8 exons. Gene Ontology annotation, molecular function: protein serine/threonine phosphatase activity.